Messenger RNA from Aethalodelphis obliquidens (Pacific white-sided dolphin), 5689 nucleotides. It is a transcript of the gene ANTXR1, whose product is annotated as ANTXR cell adhesion molecule 1. Lineage: Eukaryota; Metazoa; Chordata; Mammalia; Artiodactyla; Delphinidae. The coding region runs from base 342 to 2036 and encodes 564 amino acids. Gene Ontology annotation, cellular component: cell surface; plasma membrane. The record is from RefSeq and is a predicted model, not a curated record. Gene Ontology annotation, molecular function: transmembrane signaling receptor activity. The transcript is spliced from 18 exons.
AUCUGGGACAAAGAACCAUCAGCACGGAACUGCUUCAAUUGCAAAACCUCAGCGCUGCCUCCGGAGCGGCCUGCCGGCCCGAGUCAAAAACAACCCCUUUAAAAAAGCGGACUACAGCGUUGGGAUUCUUGAAACCUGAAACCUAGAAACAGAAUCUUAGCGGAAACCAGAAGGAAAACCUUGAACUCCUCCAGACAAUUGCUUCCGGGGAGUUUCGGGAGAGCGAGGGGGAAUAAAAGGCCCGAGAGGAGAGCCCCUCGGAUGGCGCGCCCUUGAGGGUCCUGGCGAGUUCGAGGAGCGUGGGAAGGAGAGGACCCUACCCUCUCCCUGGGCUGCAGGUCAUGGCCACCGUGGAGCAGAAAGCCCUGGGCAUUGGCUUCAAGUGUCUCUCUUUGGCCACUUUUGUGCUCAUCUGCGCCGGGCAAGGGGGACGCAGGGAGGAAGGGGGUCCAGCCUGCUACGGGGGAUUUGACCUGUACUUCAUUUUGGACAAAUCAGGAAGUGUGCUGCACCACUGGAAUGAAAUCUAUUACUUCGUGGAACAGUUGGCUCAUAAAUUCAUCAGUCCACAGCUAAGAAUGUCCUUUAUUGUCUUCUCUACUCAAGGAACAACCCUAAUGAAGCUAACAGAAGACAGGGAACAGAUCCGUCAAGGCCUAGAAGAACUCCAGAAGGUUCUGCCAGGAGGAGACACUUACAUGCAUGAAGGAUUUGAAAGGGCCAGUGAGCAGAUUUAUUAUGAAAACAGUCAAGGAUACAGGACAGCCAGCGUCAUCAUCGCUCUGACUGAUGGGGAACUGCAUGAGGACCUCUUCUUCUAUUCGGAGAGGGAGGCUAACAGAUCCCGAGAUCUUGGUGCGAUCGUUUACUGUGUGGGUGUGAAGGAUUUCAAUGAAACACAGCUGGCCCGGAUCGCAGACAGUAAGGACCACGUGUUUCCGGUAAAUGAUGGCUUCCAGGCCCUGCAAGGCAUCAUCCACUCAAUUUUGAAGAAGUCCUGCAUCGAAAUUCUAGCAGCUGAACCAUCCACCAUAUGUGCAGGAGAAUCAUUUCAAGUAGUUGUCAGAGGUAACGGCUUCCGACACGCCCGCAACGUGGACAGGGUCCUCUGCAGCUUCAAGAUCAACGAGUCAGUGACGCUCAAUGAGAAGCCCUUCACUGUGGAAGAUACUUAUUUGCUGUGUCCAGCGCCUAUCUUAAAGGAAGUUGGCAUGAAAGCCGCGCUUCAGGUCAGCAUGAAUGACGGCCUCUCCUUCAUCUCCAGUUCUGUCAUCAUCACCACCACACACUGUUCCGAUGGCUCCAUCCUGGCGAUCGCCCUGCUGAUCCUGUUCCUGCUUCUGGCCCUGGCUCUCCUCUGGUGGUUCUGGCCCCUCUGCUGCACUGUGAUUAUCAAGGAGCUCCCUCCACCCCCUGCUGAGGAAAGUGAGGAAGAAGAUGACGAUGGUCUGCCUAAGAAAAAGUGGCCUACGGUAGAUGCCUCUUAUUAUGGUGGGCGAGGAGUUGGAGGCAUUAAAAGGAUGGAGGUUCGUUGGGGAGAAAAGGGCUCCACAGAAGAAGGUGCUAAGUUGGAGAAGGCAAAGAAUGCAAGAGUCAAGAUGCCAGAGCAGGAGUACGAAUUCCCAGAACCCCGAAAUCUCAACAACAACAUGCGCAGGCCCUCGUCCCCCCGGAAGUGGUAUUCUCCGAUCAAGGGAAAACUUGAUGCCCUGUGGGUCCUGCUAAGGAAAGGCUACGAUCGUGUGUCCGUGAUGCGUCCACAGCCAGGAGACACGGGACGCUGUAUCAACUUCACCAGAGUCAAGAACAAUCCUCCUGCCAAGUACCCCCUCAACAAUGCCUACCACACCACCUCACCGCCUCCUGCCCCCAUCUACACCCCACCCCCCCCUGCUCCCCACUGCCCUCCCCCACCCCCCAGUGCCCCCACCCCUCCAAUUCCAUCCCCACCUUCCAUCCUCCCCCCUCCCCCUCAGGCUCCCCCUCCCAACAGGGCACCACCCCCGUCCCGACCACCUCCUAGGCCCUCUGUCUAGAACCCACAGUUCAUGCUCUGGGUUCUCUCAGAAACUUUGGGGAGGAGGCGCCUCUGUGGUGUUAGAACAAGUGUUUCCAGUUAAAGGGGGCUUCCACUUUGGAAAUGAGUGGGGAUGAAGCCCACUGACGUUCACACACUUUAAAAAUUGGUUUGUAACACCAGUACACCGACAAUUGUGAUCAGAGGAAAGAAAUCGAAAUUUUGAAUUGCCUGAAAACAAACAAUGAGGCAACUACAGUCACAAUUAUAGCCAGCCAGCCAUCACCUCUAGAAGGUUCCAGAGACGCUGAAACUGCUGAGAUGCUCUAAAUGGGACUGUGUCUCAUGGAGAUCAAUAAGAAAAUCGUUUCUCUGAGGGUGAAAUGCAGAGUCAGAUAAGAAAUAACAUUGCUGGGUUGCUAAAUGCUGCCUUCCCUCUUUCACUCCACCUCCAUCACUUGACCCUGGACCCUUGGCCUAGGAACCAAGGAAUCCUCACCUCUAUGUGCCACCCAGGAAGGUCGAGACCCUUUGCCUACAUCUUUGGGGAAAGAUUGGGGUCCCCAUUGUGGCAAGAAACUCAACAUCAUACAGGUAUCCAAAAGCAUGUUCUGGGAUUUGCAGAGGAGUAAAAGGAUAUGCCUUAUUUUCCUUCCAAAUUCUCCCAGUUUCCAAGUGAGGAAGAGGGCGGUUGUUUACUGAAGGAAAAGGUAUGUUACCAUGUUGCUGUGUAAGUGAAAUCAGGUAUGUGCACUGACAGGCGAGUACUGAUGGGAGCAUCAGACAGUUUCUAAAACCCACAGACCAUCAGCAGCUGGAGGUGGCUGGCUUUGGCCCAACAUGGCCCCUAACCCAACAGACAACGGCAUCGUCAAAGAGCAACUUGUUAACGCCUCAUGUUAAAAAAUCAAGAUUUGGCUUCAAUUUAAAUCACUUGAGAUACGAAGAAGUGAUUGAUCCUAUUUUCCACAGACAAACAUUAGUUGAUCUUCCCAAAAUGGCAUCACUAGCACCUACCACACAAUUUCACUGAUUUUGUUUUUCUUUCUCGGUGAAGUUGUGCACCAGAGAUUUCUACGUAGAGCUGAAAGACAAUAGUCCGGACAUACUAAGGAAUUUAUCCAAAAAAAACCACAUGUGUUUGUGGAUACAAAUAUAUUUCUCCUUGGCUUUUCAACAUACUCACAAAUAUUAUCAGCUGCCUGAAAUUCCCACCAUGCCUGGGAACCACUCCACUCCUCCAAGUCUUUCUGAAUCUGCUAUCACCAGUAAGCUCUAUAAUCACUUUCUAAACAUUAGGCUUCAUCACCCAAGGGCGAAAACAGAGGCCACUGUUUAGGGCCUCCUGCACCAGCCUGUUCAAAAUUACCUCCCCCUCCAACUUUCCACACAUCUUAAAAUUCCACUCCCGAAACCCUUAAAUCUUUUCAGGAAUGAAGCAGAAUAUUAAGUAAAUGCAAACUUAGUGCUUCGGGCUGUGGUCUCCAAAGAUCCUUCAAAAACCCAUCAAGCCAGCCUCAUUCUUUCAUCUUACUUAGAACAGAGACAUAGGACCUAGCAUGCAUUCCAUACACACCAAUGCUUGUAGCCAUGGCAGACAUUGCUAAUCAAUCACAGCACCAUCUUCCAUGGAGCCCAGUGAUUUCUACACAAUCCUCAAAUCAUAACUCCAAAGAGCCACCACUAAUCAGUCAAAAUUGAGACAUAAACGAUCCCUAAUUGCCCUCUCAACUUUAGAAAGCAAAAGCAAACAAGGAUUGUGUGGGGGAAUGGGGAAACCCUUGGGCAUUAAAGGUACAGUCAGGGGAGAAUAGAUCUAGGCAGAGUGCCCUAGUUGGGGUCCACAGGCACUAAAUCUGCAUUGCCAACACCAAACUGACACUUCCCCAAGCAUACCUCAGACCUGCCCUUCUCCCAGCCUGCCGCUGCCAGAGACUCUCCCAGCUUCCUCCUAGAGCUAAAAUCAGAGAUAUUUUACAGGGCUUAUGAAAGCAACCUCCCUCGCUUGCCCCCAACCUGGCCCAUAUUGUCUAUUUUUAGAACAUUAGGUUUCUUCUUGAGUAUAGUCCUCCAUAAAGCAGGUGACAGAAUGUCUUGGCCACCUGCAGUGACAUUGCUGGACUCCAGAGAACCAUUCCAUAGGCGAAUGGGUUCCCCAGGCUCACAGCGUAGAGGCGUUGAGCCCCUGGCCACUGUUUUGACUGCUGGCGGUACAAAACAGUCCACCCCACACCACUGCUGCAUGGCUCACUGUGGCCAUCAGAAAGUUCAAGCCAAGAUGUUGACAUUGUUGUGCAUCAAGAUGGCAGGCAUCAGGUGAGAAUACGCAACAUUCAGGAUCCCAACUGCACAUCAGUCAGAAGCCCUGUGCAGUUUCCAAGAUGUUGUUUUGGUGAACUUUUAGAUGAAAUAGGGAACUGCAAAUAUAUGAUGACUUUGAAGAGGAUUAGCAGGGUUUGUCCUUAAAAGGGACUCUUCAUGUCAACCCCAGUCAUUUAGAAUUACAGUGGAGAAGGAGAAACCUCUAUACUGUAUGAACAAGGUAAUAUUUUAAUAGUAGGCUAUUACAGGCAGGAAAAUUCUUUAACUGGUUUAUAAAAUCUAUCCAAACUUGUGUCAUUCCCUGUAAAAGGUAGCAGACAUAUGAUUGUGAUUAGGAAACUGCACAAAAUUAUUUUUUCAACCCUCAUGUUAUUGUCCUCCUGAAGUUUUUUUUUAAUAAAAGCCAACUUUUUGUUGUAUAUAUUCAUAUUCCAUGUGUUAGAUGGAAGCAUUUCCUAUCCAGUGUGAAUAAAAGGAACAGUUGUAGUAAAUUAUUAUAAGGCCAAUGAUAUUUCAUGGCAGGUUAUUCUACCAAGCUGUGCUUGUUGGUUUUUCCCAUGACUGUAUUGCUUUUAUAAAUGUACAAAUAGUUACUGAAAUGACGAGAUCCUUGUUUGCACAGCAUUAAUAAGAACCUUGAGUGGUUACCUCUGUUGACGACCAGUUCACAAACAGCUUCUGUCCUGGAGCUUGGCCCAUACUCCAGUAAGACACAAGGUCUCUCUUUUACCAAAGUCAAGAACAGAGCUAGUGGACAUAUUAAUUAGUAGUCUUGGACAUCUGGCCAUGGAUAACCUCAUUGUAAAUAUCACUAGAAUGGGCAGAGAUAAUCUGGAAGUCUCAUAUACACUAAAGUCCAAACACUGUGUCAGAUGAGGGAAAUCCAUCCAAGAACUAGAAAAAAGUAAUGAUGAGAUAAUGAGCAACAAUUUCAGCCCAGUGCCAACUCAAUAAAAGACAAUUAAUGCUGUGUAAAAGUGGGUUGAAUUAGUUUGCAAACUAUAUAAAGAUAUAUGCCAUAAAAAGCCUAUUAAUGCACACCAGAUGGGAAUGGGAUGUUCUAGUCAAUUGUGUUUUCUAGUUAUCUGAACUCUACUAUAUUAGCAUACUUGGAUAAGCAAUUUAAAAGAAUUAGAAUAUGAUUUUUUAAAUACACUUAACAUUAAACUCUUCUAAUUCUCUCUUCUAUCUGUGAUAAUUCCUAAGACAGUAUGGAUCUUCAGUGCCUCUGAGUCAAUGUUAUAAAAAUCAGUUAUUGCUGUACCUGCUAUAGGAGACUGGGCUAAAUGUGUACAAUGACAAACCCUGGAAGUUGCUUUUUUAAAAAAAAUAAUAAAUUCUUAAAAUUAA